Trichomonas vaginalis G3 is the source of this 6108-nucleotide messenger RNA. RefSeq names its product protein ubiquitination. The coding region runs from base 1 to 6108 and encodes 2035 amino acids. Lineage: Eukaryota; Parabasalia; Trichomonadida; Trichomonadidae. The record is from RefSeq and is a predicted model, not a curated record. The transcript has a single exon.
AUGGUUGAACUCCCUAGCUUUGUUAAACUCCCUAGCUUUGUUAAACUCCCAUUAAACAUUUCAAAUCUCAGGGAUGAUAUCAGAGCUACAAUACAGAUAGAAGAAGCCGUUUGGAGCGUUGAUUAUAAGAAUAUUAAAGAUUUAUGGACAUUUUUAUUCACAUAUCAGAACGUGCUUCAGAACUUUAGGGAUAUUAUAAUAUACGCGGCAAAACAUAGAACAUUUUCGCCUAAAUUAUACGAUUUACUCAGGAAUUCAUCAAAGUUUCCUGAUGAUCCUAACAUAAUGAACAUUUUAUUCCCGAGUGACGAUGUUGAACCCGAAAAUAAAGAAAUAUACAAUGCCGUUCUUCAAAAUAACCUUGAAAAAUUCCAAAAAUCAGUUAAACCGAACGAAUUAGAGACAAAAGUUAUUUCCUACAAAGAAAAAUCACUCAAUUUACUUGACUUUUCAUGUUUCCUUGGCGCAUAUAACAUUUUUAAAUACCUUUCAACAUUAAAUUUUGAUUUAACAAAGAAAACAUGCGAAUAUGCAAUAGCCGGUGGUAACGAAUCGAUUAUCGAAAUACUUACACAAAAGAACAAUCAAUUUGAUCAAUGCGCUUCUGUUGCAAUGAAAUAUCACAGACAUUAUAUUUUAUAUUGGUUAUUAACUAACUAUAGAUGCAAAUCUAUACCAACAUCCACAUGCCUACAAAAAUACAACAUGCUUACAGCUCAGUUAAUGGCAAAUAACGGUGCUUACUAUGAUUAUUUUGAUGUAAACGGUCUUUAUGGCUUUAUGAAGGAAAAGAAGUUCCCUAUAAGGAUACAGAAUGAAUCCCAAGAGCAAACAAACAUUUUCCUUGCUGUUUUGAACAGACUUCUUGAAAAUUUUGCUCCAACAUUGAACCAAGCCAUCUCUACGUUCGAAAGUCAGAUGGCAAGUAAUCCCAGUGCAUCUCACAAUGAGAUUAUUUCACAAAUUUUCGACUCUUUUCCAAGACAGGCGAAUACAUAUUUCCAAAUCAUGGAAAAAAUCUGCCAGGUAGCCAGUGUUGACCCAGACAUCGUGAUCCAAUACAUCUGCACAAUGUUUGACGAGAUAAUGACCACAGGAAUCACCUCAGUUUUUACAAAUCUCAGAGGAAUGUCGACUUUAAUGAAGCAAGACAACGUUUACCAUAAACAAUUGUUCGUAAACUUCAUGCAUUUCUUUGUUUGCGACCUUGCCUGCAUCAUUAUCUCCAAAUACGGACCAACACACGCUUGCAAACAAUUAAUUGAAUGCGGAUUCAAACUUUGCAACAAAAAUACACCUCUUCCAUGGCUCCACAGCAGUAUUAUACAGCAGUGGUCGGUCAUUUUCUCGUUGGUUAGCAAGCAAUACGUUUCCAGGAUAAUGAAAAUCUUCAGGAGACAGAUUGAAGUGGCUUCUACCAGGGAAUACACAUUCCAAAUGAUCUGUUAUAUCCAGUUGAACCUAAAUUACCCAGAACAUCAAGAAUUUUUGGCAUUUAUUAUUUCAACCAUCAAAAAACUUUACAAAGACAGAGUUUUGACCGUAAAAACUCUUCAAUCCCUUGCCAAACUCGUCAGUUCCAUGCAAAAGACUGUUUAUCUCAAUGAUCUUUUCGAUGUAAUUUGGAAUCUCCGCCAAGAUUCGAAACUCAAGGACGGAACCUUCGAUUUACUUGCCUCUUUGUUCCUAAGAGUCGAUAAACAAGAAAAGAAGAUGGAUUUAUUCUUCAAAAAGAGAGUUUACGCUCAUACUUCUCAACCCGAAAAAGUACCACGAAGUUUGAAAUUAUUUCAACGGUUAAUUUACGGUACACAAGUGCAUACUAAGUGGCUGAUGUGGAAUUGGGGCAUAGAGUCACCAACAUCUCCAUUAUGCUUCAUCAAAUGGAAUUCUCAGCCAAAAAUCAAGCAAAGUGACCAAAAUUCAUUUUCAAACCUUUUUAUGCAAAAUUUCUUUUCAAAAAGUGACUUUUCAACUGCUCCUGAAGCAUUUUCACAUACUUUGACGCAUCUUGCAUCGAUUGGUUUCAGUUAUUUCAUGCAGGAGAUCUUUCCAAAGUUUCUAAAUCUCCAAUUCAAUGAUGCAAGAUUUGUUGUUCUUUUAAUGACCGUUCAACUGAUAAAUUCACAGUAUUUCAUUGAGAACAACUUAUCAAAAGCAUCACAACAAGACAUUGACCAGUUAAACAAACUGCUGUCACCUAAAAUUGCUGAAGCUUUGAAAACAGUUAAACCAGAAAAUUCAGAAGACGCAGUUCCAUUUCCAACAUUAGAUACAGAGAUGAAAACAAGAAUGGAAGAAGCAGAUGGAAAAGUAGAAGAGAAAUUACAUAGUUGGAAAAUAUCUAAUCUUGGAAUUUCCAGAGUUUCCUACAAUUUCGCACAAGAAAGUCAAAAUCCAUUCACAACUCCUGUUCAAUUAGUGAGAACAUUGAGAUUUGUUUUGACUGCAAAUGAUUUCGCAACUUCCAAAAUGAUAAACAUGUGUGUAAGACUGAGUGCACAUAAAGACAGAGAAAUUGCGUUGGCAGCUUUACACAUUUGCAACAAUAUUUUAGUUUUACCAGCUUUGCAACUAAAAUUUGUACAACAGUUAUUGCAAAUGUCGAUGAAACCAACAACUGAUGAAACUUUAUUUUUAUGUUUAAGUUUGUUGUUAACUGUAUUAACCAACGGUGGAAAUUCAUUUAAAAUGAAUGUCUACCAUGAUAUAGAACUUGUUGCUUAUAUUGGUUUUAUUUCCAUUCAUCCUUCAACAAGAUUUUUAGCUUACAAGUUGUUAUUAGCUGUAAAUGAUUGUUUGAAAGGAAGAGGAUCAAUAACUUAUAUAAGACAAAACAUUCCGACAUUGGAAGGUAUAGUUAAACAGAAGUUAAUUGCAAAUAACAUCACUGAAUUCCCUGUUACAAGUCCUGCUCCUCCUGGAGUAAUUAACUUGGAAACAGCAAUUCUUUGCCAUUAUUACGAUUUGUGGAUUGUUUUCGUGUCAGAAAUCACGAAUAUUUUGAUUUCCACGAAUUACACACCGAUUUUGGAGCGAUUCUAUGAGAAUUUGCAGCCAAACAAAUACAUAACAGUUAACGGAGUUUCAAAUCAAUCUGCUGUUGCAAUUGGAACAUUUAUUUUGUUCAUUUCAACACAUUUUGAAGUGAAGACAUUUUUGUUGUCUCCUGCUCCGUAUUUAACAAAUCAAUACGAGCCAUACAAUCAGAACAUUGACAGAAGAGAAGAAGCAAUGCGUGAUCUAAAGGAAAUGUUGAAUUCUAACUCAUGGAUGGACCAAGUCGCGUUUAACACGAUACAAAGUGUUAAUAUUUCUUUGUAUCCAAGUGUUUUGAGAUUGUUAAAUGGAGUGAAAGUUGAGCAUAUCCCUGAUGCUGUUCAUUCCAUUGCAAUUUUGUUUAGAUCACCAACAAUUUGCAAAUCAUAUUUGAACGAGUUGUUGCCUGAUUUGUUUGAGUUUUUGGCUUUUGUUCAGACACAUUUCGUUCAAGUAAAAGUCAACAGCUCAAGAGCCAUAGAAUGGGAUGAGAAAUCAGAAGAAAAUGUCGCAAAAUACAAAUCAAUAAUCAUUGAUUAUUGUGCGAUAUUAAUCAUCGCAUUCACUAAACCAAGUAAUCAGAUAAAUGUCGAAGAUUGGAGUCUUCCAAGUCGCGAAAUUGUUUUCAGAUAUUUAGUUAACUGGAUGUCGACAACUUCUCAUUUAUUGCAAGGUUUGAGAGAAUACGCAGCACAAGCAUUGACAGCAAUGAUCAAAAUCAGUGAAAUUUUUAGCGAUAACAUAAUCGUCGAUGAUUCUGUAUUGAAUUUGUUGGCAAAAAUUGACAAGGAAGGUGGAAAUACUCUAUCGUUUUUGCUUUAUUUCCAUGUUGAAAUGUUAUUAGAAAUAUAUGUUGAUUGUUGCAUCAAAUAUCCUUAUUCAAUUGCUGAAUUCUUUAUUGAUGCGAUUUUUAUGGCUUUUGACGCAAAAAGAGUAGAUUUCAUUUAUAAAUUAUCCGGCCAAUUAUUGUUUUUAGGAAUUGUUCUUUGUGAAAGGGAACAUCCGAAGGCGAAUCAGUACUUAUGUGCAUUGGUUGACAUUAUUUCACAGAAGAGAUCCAAAGAAUCACAAGAAAGAAUACAAAGAGAAAUGAAUUCGAAAGAUUUCAUUAAAUUAUUACCAAAAUAUUUCUUGUAUGCCGCAGAAUCAAUUUUCGCUUCUGCUUUCAAAUGUUUCACUUUGGAAGGACUACAAACUCCUAUUUCCGUGAUGGUAGACGCAAUGAAACCAUGGCUUCCUAAGCUUAGAUUACUUCCAAAGUCCCCUUCAUGUGUUCCUGAUACUCCAACGGAUUUCCACAUGUUUACUCCUUAUAGAUUUUUGGUUGCUUUGAUGGAGACAACUGAAAAAGUUGGUCCGGACAAUUUCACAACAAUUGCUCCUCUUUGGUCAAUUAUUUUGAAUCUUCCUGACCAUGGAGAACUUAUUCCUCUUUUCAUCAGUUCGUGGCAUAAUCCAGACACAAAGAGGAAGAUGUUUGAGUACCUUAUUAACUCAGAUCCUUCUUCCGUUGUGAAAAGAUUAGUUCCGAGAUGUUCUUUCUCUUAUUAUUUUUAUGUCACAGAAUGUCUCAAGAAAAACAUCGAAGAAGAACUCUGGGUUGUCCCUCUUUUGGUCUCAGCGCUUCAGAAGACACCUGAUGUCAUUGUUGAAAGCCUUCCGAAGAUAAUACACUUCGCUUUCAUCAUAGGAGAUAUCAACAAAGACCUUUUGGAUGCAAUAACAAAACAUUUCGGAAUUCAGUUGUUUGAUGGAAAUUUGACAACAGAAAAAAUUAUUUCAACGGUGAUGGUGUUGAUUUCCAAGUUAAAUGACAACGAAACAUUGCAGACAUGGGGAGAAGAAUCAUUAAGAUUCUUAUUCGGCGCCAGAUCAUUGAAAGUCGCUUAUACAUCUUUGAUUAUUUAUAAUCAAUUAUUAAUUCCAAAUUCUAAUUUAGUUUGUUCUCAAAUUGCAAGAACUGCGCAUUUCCACCUUUCCAAUUUUGAUGAAAACAAAGGUGAUGAUGUGAAAUUAUUGACACAGUUCAUUGGCGAAACAUUCCUUUAUUACACAGCGAAUUUCAAUGAACAUGAAGAAUUUGUUUACAAAUAUUUGUGUUCUUUCUUUGAUUGUGUUACUUUCGUUGAUACUUGUUUGCCUCUUGCGAAAAGAUUGUUUGUUUUGUGUCUUAGUAAUCAAUUAACAUCUGCAAGUGCUUGGAAUGGAAUUGUUUCAUUCAUCAGGCCUUUGUUGUUUGAUUUAGAAACUGAUGACACGACACAAAAAAUUUUUGAUUAUUUCAUCAAAAGUAGUUCUGCACAAGAACUUCGAAUGAUUGUUGCCCCAAUUAAAGAGAACAGACCAGACUUGUUCACUACAAUGACAGAAACAACACAACAGUUGCUAGAAAUGUGCAAUGAAACUACUUUAUAUAAUGUUUUACUUCACUAUUCCAUGAUGAUUACUUCUUGUUCUUUUGGAGUUAUGAACUCUAUUUUUAGAAUUUCUGGACAAAUCAUCAUGAAAUACACGAAUGAAAACAAUAGAUCUCCUUUGACUAAGAUCUAUACUUAUGCCUUGAAUAAUAUUUCGAAUUGCAAAGAAGCAAUUAAUUUCAUUGUAAAUAUUUCGAAGAAAAUGCCUUCUGUUGCUUCCAAAUGCGCAUUUGAGUUUUAUACUUGGGCAAGGCCAUUGGAAGAUGUAACAAGAAGUGUUGGAAGAAUGCUUGAUAAAGAAUGUCCACAGUUAUCAAUGACUGAUUGCCAAAGCAUCGCUGCUUGCGCAUCUAUUUUGUCUGGACCUCCUCCAAAGAUAAAACCUUUCCAGAGCCAAAUGGAAAUGAUUGAUGCAAUGAUGAGAGUUACAGGAAAAAGUAAGAGAAGAAGAACAGCAUCAACAAGAAGAAUUUCAACAGCAAUGGCGUUGGUAAAUAAUACAAUUGAUAAAGGACUGCUUCCAACAGGAGAGAUGCAAGUACAAGCAUUGAAAGCACCUACACAAGUAUUGAUUAGUCCGACAUUAUUCAUUAAUACUCCCCAGAAAAUCAGCUUAGUCAUGACUCCUGAUGAAUUUGUUUAUUCAUAUUAA